This is a messenger RNA of Aspergillus tubingensis, 1209 nucleotides long. Its product is annotated as sugar (and other) transporter family protein. The transcript has a single exon. NCBI's taxonomy places the organism in Eukaryota, Fungi, Ascomycota, Eurotiomycetes, Eurotiales, Aspergillaceae. The record is from RefSeq and is a predicted model, not a curated record. The coding region runs from base 1 to 1209 and encodes 402 amino acids.
AUGGAAUCUUCUUCUUCUGUUCGUCGAGGACACCAGAUGGCCCGUCUGCGUGUUCCUCAGUCCUCCCCCUCCUCUUCCUCCUCUGUCCCCCCCAGCGGUCAGAAGGAUCCAGCACCUCCUUCUGUUCGUUCCGCUCCGUCUGUGCCCACAAUGGUGAGCACGUCCUCUCGUUCUGGGGUGCCUGCCCCCACUGCCCCCAAGUACUUGCGUACAAGCAAGCACUUGUCCACUCCCUCCCCUGUGGCUCCUCGGACCACGUCCUCUCAUUCUUCUAUUCCCACCCCCGUCUCUCGUUCCUCCAUUCCCACCCCUGCCCCUCGUUCCCCUGUGGCUAAGGCCACGUCCGUUCCCUCUCCCCGUCCCCUUUCCGCGGGUGCGUCGUUCCUGAAAAGGUUCGACGAGAAACACCCAACUUCCACUCGUUCUAUCCCCGUCCCUGUCGCUCGUUCCCCUGUGGUUCCUCGGACCACGUCCUCUCCUUCCGCCCCCCAAAAGACUAGUGCCAACGGCCAUAGCGCCACUUCCCCUCGUUCUUCUCCUUCUGUGGCUCCUCGGACCACGUCCUCUCGUUCUCCUGUGGCUCCCAAGGCCACGUCCUCUCCCUCUUCCUCUUCCCUUUCCGCGGGUGCGUCGUUCCUGAAAAGGUUCGACGAGAAACACCCAUCCACUCGCUCCCCCGUGGAUCUUCGGACCACGUCCAUUCCUUCUCCUGUGGCUCCUCGGACCACGUCCUCUCGUUCUUCCAUCCCCGUCCCUGCCUCUCGUUCUUCCGUGGCUCCUCGGACCACGUCCUCUCCUUCUGUGGCUCCCAAGGCCACGUCCUCUCCCUCCCCCCGUCCCCUUUCCGCGGGUGUGUCGUUCCUGAAAAGGUUCGACGAAAAGCACCCAUCCACUCGUUCCCCCGUGGAUCUUCGGACCACGUCCACUCCUUCUCCUGUGGCUCCUCGGACCACGUCCACUCCUUCUGGUAAUAGUCGUCCGUCUCGCCUUCAGGCGUUGCGGGAGGCGUAUUACCGAUCCCGCGAGGCCAGGGCUCGAUCCGAUGCAGCCCUUGCGUCCACCGAGGAUGGAGCAGCUUCGGCUGCGAAGUCCGCGGCUCGCAAGGGUAAGUCGGUGAAGAGUGUCCAGUUUAGCGAGGUCACCACAGUCAUUACCGUUAGUCGGUGGAUUAUCAAAGCGCGCGAUAUCCACCGUUGCUGUUGGUACUAG